Messenger RNA from Centropristis striata (black sea bass), 1559 nucleotides. RefSeq lists its product as uncharacterized. The record is from RefSeq and is a predicted model, not a curated record. The coding region runs from base 72 to 1157 and encodes 361 amino acids. Gene Ontology annotation, biological process: toxin metabolic process; arsonoacetate metabolic process. The transcript has 10 exons. Gene Ontology annotation, cellular component: cytosol. Lineage: Eukaryota; Metazoa; Chordata; Actinopteri; Perciformes; Serranidae. Gene Ontology annotation, molecular function: arsenite methyltransferase activity.
UAUUAGGGUCGUGGGCAGGUCUGUCAGCUUUUCACGGUUUACGGAGCCACUUUCUGCAAUUUUUGUCCACGAUGGCGACUUCUGACGAGGUGCGGGAAAAUGUUAAGAAGUACUACGGCAGCCGGUUGGAUUCAUCUGGUGAUUUGCAAACAAGUGCUGCUUCUUGCGGUUUGUCUUGUCGCCCGGUGUCAAGAAGUGUCACAGAGGCUCUGAGGCUGGUUCACCCGGAGGUAACCAAAAGAUUCUUCGGCUGUGGCCUUCCCUUCCCAUCGAAGCUCGAUGGCUGCAGAGUCCUGGACCUGGGCAGCGGCUCUGGCAGAGACUGCUACGCCUUCAGUAAGCUGGUUGGAGCCAGCGGUCAUGUGACGGGGCUGGAUAUGACGGAGGAGCUGAUUGCGGUGUCUCGUCAGUACAUCGAGUAUCAUCAGAAGACGUUCGGCUACGAGAAGCCCAACGUUACUUUUGUCCAGGGAUACAUGGAGAAGCUCAGCGAGGCCGGCAUACAGAGCAACUCAGUGGAUGUUGUGCUAUCCAACUGUGUAAUCUGUCUGUGUCCUGAUAAACGAGCUGUGCUGCAGCAAGCGUACAACGUGCUGAAGGAGGGAGGUGAACUGUACUUCAGCGACAUGUACGCCAGCAAAGUCGUUCCUGAUCACAUGAAGGAAGAUGCAGUCCUGUGGGGUGAAGGAAUGGGCGGUUCUCUGUUCUGGCAGGAUCUCAUCUCGUUGGCACACAGCGUCGGUUUCACCACUCCUCUGCUCGUGUCAGCCACCCGCCUUCAAGUACAUAACUGUGAGCUCAAAGCAAAAGCAGGAGACGUCAGCUACGCUUCGACCACCUACCGGCUCUUUAAGCUGCCCAAGACUUCAGCUGUGUCUGCAGCAACAGUGACUUAUAAAGGAACGGUGGCAGAUUUCCCAGAUCAGUUGGAGUUUGAUUCCUCCCACUGCUUCAAGAAAGAUGUGCCAGUGGAGGUUUGUGGAGAGAUGGCAGCAAUCCUCCUGACGUCUCGUUUCUGUCCGGAUUUCAAAAUCCAGAUGUCGGAUCAACCAGAAUCUGGCUCCAAGGCAGCACCACAGUACUGUCACCUCAACCCGUUCCUGCUGGCGGACAAACUGGGAUCCUCCAUGAAACAAUGCUCCAAAACAGGCAAAUGAAGACGGAGCUGGAUGCUGAUUAAGUUGAUCUAAAGACUGGAACAAGAUUGUAACAUGAUGUUUUGAGAGUUUGAUUAUUUGAUUUUAUACUGUAAUUCCAGACAAAUCACUUCCUGUGCCUACACAUUUUGAUAACAAAGUUAAUUGUUUGACACGAUGAUGCUGUCAGAGUAAUAUAAUGAUAGAUAAGAGUGUCCAGACACUAAAAUAACAUUUUAUAGUAAUUGUUUUAACUUUAAACACAAUAUUGAUACUUUAGCAUACUUCAAAUUACAUCCAUGUAAAAUUACAAUAAAUAUAUUCUGUGUAAAAAUGACAAUAAAAACAUCUUGUCAGUAUUUAAUGUAUUCUGCCAUAAUUGUGCAACAUGGGAAAUGAAUUUGUACUAAUGGGUGUCAUUUA